CUGUGUGUGCGUGUGGAUCUUGCCACCUGGGCAUCCCUAUAUAAGGCUCUGAACAUCAGACUGGGGACAUGAAAUCUCACUGGGAGCCAAAGAGAAGAACCCAGCAACAACAUUAGGAUUCACUUGAGUUUUCGGUGACAGCUCGACACAAUCCAGGUAAAAUGAUGAAAAGGAUUUAUACUUUCAUUGGACUUUUACUUCUCCUGUUGAUCCAGACCAGCCUGCAGAUUCCUAUCCAGGACACAGAAGAAAACUCCAGCCUUAUGUCUGACGAGACAUUAUUUAAUGAGCCGAGAGAAAUAAACAAUAUGAAGAGACAUUCAGAAGGAACCUUCUCGAACGAUUACAGUAAAUACCUGGAGACCAGACGAGCGCAGGACUUUGUUCAGUGGCUGAUGAACUCUAAGAGGAGCGGAGUUUUUUCACGACGGCACGCAGAUGGCACAUACACAAGUGAUGUCAGCUCUUAUCUACAAGACCAGGCAGCAAAAGAGUUUGUGUCCUGGCUAAAAACAGGGAGAGGAAGACGAGACUGAGAAUGACAUAAAUACUGCCAUGAUAACUGUGACAUUUUACGAUAUAGCGUUUUAUAAAGAUCUGUGCUGUCAGUUUCCUUGGAUUAUGCAAAUAAAACUUUCUUCAAGUGAAGCAAAA
Messenger RNA from Paramisgurnus dabryanus, 654 nucleotides. It is a transcript of the gene gcgb, whose product is annotated as glucagon b. Gene Ontology annotation, molecular function: glucagon receptor binding; hormone activity. Gene Ontology annotation, biological process: response to starvation. The record is from RefSeq and is a predicted model, not a curated record. Lineage: Eukaryota; Metazoa; Chordata; Actinopteri; Cypriniformes; Cobitidae. Gene Ontology annotation, cellular component: extracellular region.